Carlito syrichta (Philippine tarsier) is the source of this 1104-nucleotide messenger RNA. RefSeq names its product olfactory receptor 5K3. The record is from RefSeq and is a predicted model, not a curated record. Lineage: Eukaryota; Metazoa; Chordata; Mammalia; Primates; Tarsiidae. Gene Ontology annotation, molecular function: odorant binding; G protein-coupled receptor activity; olfactory receptor activity. Gene Ontology annotation, cellular component: membrane. Gene Ontology annotation, biological process: G protein-coupled receptor signaling pathway; sensory perception of smell.
AUGUGGUGCAAUCUCAGUAAUUCAUAUGUGGAACUAAAAAAUAAUUUCAAAGUUCCCUUGAGGGCAUUGCAGCACAUGGGGACAAAUUCAACUCACAGAGUAAAGAGGUUGAUGACCCUUGAUAAGGUAGAGAUAAGUGAGUACAACCACUCGACAACUGAAUUUAUCCUCAUAGGAUUCACAGACCAGUCAGAGCUAAAGACCCUUCUGUUUAUGGUCUUCUUUGCCAUCUAUCUCAUCACCAUGGUGGGGAAUCUUGGCUUGGUGGCACUAAUUUAUAUAGAGGGUCGUCUUCACACACCUAUGUAUAUUUUUCUGGGGAAUCUGGCUCUGAUGGAUUCCUGCUGCUCCUGUUCCAUUACCCCAAAGAUGUUAGACAACUUCUUUUCUGAAAACAAAAGGAUUUCUCUGUAUGAAUGCAUGACUCAAUUUUAUUUUCUCUGCCUCGCUGAAACUACCGACUGCUUUCUUCUGGCAGCCAUGGCCUAUGAUCGCUAUGUGGCCAUAUGCAGCAGCCCACUGCAGUACCACACCAUGAUAUCUAAGAAGCUCUGCUUUCAGAUGACAACAGUGGCCUACAUAGCUGGAAAUCUGCAUCCUAUGAUAGAAAUAGGAUUUCUGUUGAGGUUAACAUUCUGUGGGUCUCAUCAAAUGAAUCAUUUUUUCUGUGAUGUUCUUCCAUUAUAUAGACUUUCUUGUGUCGACCCUUAUAUCAAUGAAUUGAUACUGUUCGUUUUGGCAGGGUCAAUUCAAAUCUUUACUAUUACUAUAGUCCUAGUCUCCUAUUUCUACAUCCUAUUCACAAUAUUUACAAUGAAAUCCAAAGAGGGCAGAGGCAAGGCCUUAUCUACUUGUGCAUCUCACUUUCUCUCUGUCUCAAUAUUCUAUGGUUCUCUUCUCUUUAUGUAUGCUCGACCAGGUGCAGUUAAUGAAGGGAAUAAAGAUAUACCUGUUGCUAUAUUUUAUACUUUAGUCAUUCCUUUAUUAAAUCCUUUUAUUUAUAGUCUAAGAAACAAGGAAGUGAUAAAUGUUAUGAAAAAAGUUAUGAAGAAGAGAAAAUUUUGUAACAUUCCGAAACAAGUAUCAUUCCCUCUGGAAAAUUGA